AUGGCGUGCGGGGCUCGGGGGGUGUAUCCCCCUAACCCCCCCGGGCUCCCCAGCUCCAAAGCCGGCCACAAGCCCCAGGGGGCCCAUGAAUUCACUCUGGUGGAUUGCAUGGUGUACAAUGUUCACUAUACAAUGAGCAUUAAUGGAAAAAUACAAGAUGGAUCAAUGGAAAUAGAUGCUGCAAACAACUUGGAGACAUUCAAAACAGGAAGCGGGAGUGAGGAGGCUGUUGAAGUUCAUGAUUUUCAGAUUGGCAUAACUGGAAUCCGUUUUGCUGAAGGGGAAAAGUGUUACAUCAAAGCUCAGCCAAAAGCUCACGUUCCUGAAGUUGAUGUUAUGACUAAAGCGAGUCUCUCAUCUGAGCUGGAAGAUGAAAUCAUGCCUGUGAGAUUUGACGAAAACUCCCUUAUCUGGGUGGCUGCAGAUGAGCCUAUCAAGCAUAACAGUUUCCUAAGCCCCAAAAUUUUAGAGCUCUGUGGGGAUCUUCCAAUUUUCUGGCUGCGACCAACAUAUCCCAAAGAUAUCCAAAGGAGAGAAAUGAAGAGAAACAAACGCCAGACAGAAUCAAACUUUGAUACAGAAGACAUGGAAGCUGCUGCUGAAGUGAACACCAGAUUGUCCACCAUGCAGCUGACUCAAGAGCUUGAUCACCAAUCUAAUGAAACCAGGCCAAUGGCACAAGAUACGGAUCAAACACUUAAUCCAGACAACCCAUAUAAUCAACUGGAAGGUGAAGGGAUGACUUUUGACCCCAUGCUGGAUCACCUAGGUGUGUGCUGCAUUGAAUGCAGACGAAGUUACACGCAGUGCCAGAGAAUUUGUGAGCCUCUCCUGGGCUACUACCCAUGGCCUUACAACUACCAAGGCUGUCGUACUGCCUGCAGAAUCAUCAUGCCCUGCAGCUGGUGGGUUGCUCGUAUCAUGGGGGUUGUGUGA
Molecule: messenger RNA, 936 nt
Organism: Chaetura pelagica (chimney swift)
Lineage: Eukaryota; Metazoa; Chordata; Aves; Apodiformes; Apodidae
Gene: CNMD
Product: leukocyte cell derived chemotaxin 1
Exons: 7
Coding region: 1-936 (311 amino acids)
Biological process (GO): negative regulation of endothelial cell proliferation; negative regulation of angiogenesis
Source: RefSeq, a predicted model, not a curated record